Messenger RNA from Parnassius apollo (apollo), 1128 nucleotides. Lineage: Eukaryota; Metazoa; Arthropoda; Insecta; Lepidoptera; Papilionidae. The record is from the annotation of a GenBank genome assembly.
AUGUUUGCUUUAAACCUGAAACAUUUGUAUAAUAUAACAGAGAAAGUUAUUAUACGGAAUUUAAGGAACAGGCAAAAGCUAGAUGUUUCAACAGGUGCGAACCCGGGCUUGAACAAAAGGAUUAAAGCAUUUACAGAGCAAGGAAUUAAAAUUGAAGAUGAAGAUGCAGAGGAAUUUGUAGAAAAGUCAGAUAGCGAUUUCUAUAAUGUUGGUGAAGCAUAUAACGAACACUUACAUGAGACGUUAAUUGGCAAAUAUGAAUUACGGCGUAGAAUUGUCAAGGAAAAAUAUUUUAAAGAGAACAUGCCAAAUCUACUAACUUGGAGCGAAAAAGAACAAAUUCGUCACUUAGCUUCUACAGAUCCCAAUGAGUGGACACCAGAGAGAAUAGCGGAGAGCUUUCCUGUUACAGCACAAGUUGUAAAGAAAUUAUUAAAAUAUCCUUGGAAGCCAGCUACAGAACAGCGUAUUGCAAGGCAUGAUGCUUCUGCUAUGAGGAACUGGAGGGAACUAGAAGAAGGAUCAUUAGAUAUUCCAGAUGAUUUACGUAAACACUUCCUUAAGUUCUGCAAUCGCACCAUACCCCCACUUAAUAAGAAAUCAAUAAAGAUUGAUCUUACUGACACAGAAAAACUGGGAGAAUUUGAGCAAAUAAUACAAAGGUGUUCACAAAAUGAUAAAAAGGCUGAUGGUGGAAAUUUUGAGACCACUGAACAAAGUGAUGGUACUGCAGAUGAAGCAUAUAAAACCAAAGUCACUAGGGAUACAAAAAGAAUGACAUUGGAUGAAUUAAAAAAAGAAAUUGAUAAGAGGUUACAAAGUGGUAUGGAGGUAGAAAUGCCUGAUAAAAUAUUAAUGGACACUGUUAAGAAUUUAGAUUCUACAAUAAAUACUGAGGAUAAAAAAGAAGAAAUUAUUCAUGUACCAGAAGCAGUAGAAAUAACGGAAUACCAAGAAAGUGAUAAACAAUCAAUUCAAGCAAUAGACUAUCCUGAGAGAAUAAGAAUUCCAAAGAAAGUUUACAAAAAAGAUGCCACAUAUAAGUUAAACGAUUGUUAUUAUGAUCAUGAUGGUAGGUUUUUGUACAGAGUUUUAGGUUUAUCUGAAUUAAGUCAGAGUAGUAAAUAA